This is a messenger RNA of Bombina bombina (fire-bellied toad), 2214 nucleotides long. It is a transcript of the gene CYRIB, whose product is annotated as CYFIP related Rac1 interactor B. The record is from RefSeq and is a predicted model, not a curated record. Gene Ontology annotation, biological process: regulation of actin filament polymerization; positive regulation of T cell activation. The coding region runs from base 493 to 1467 and encodes 324 amino acids. Lineage: Eukaryota; Metazoa; Chordata; Amphibia; Anura; Bombinatoridae. The transcript is spliced from 13 exons. Gene Ontology annotation, molecular function: small GTPase binding.
UGUUUAGCAGACCUGAAGGAGUGUGUGACGCUCAAAUUGGUCAACCCGGAAGCCCGUGCUGCAGAAAUCUGAGCCAUCUCCGCUCUGUGUAUGUUGGCUGCAUGCUCCGAACCCCAGCAGCUUGAUAAGCUGCACCGCUCCUCUGCACAGCAGCCUGAUAUCAGCUCCACCGCUCCUCUGCACAGCAGCCUGAUAUCAGCUCCACCGCUCCUCUGCACAGCAGCCUGAUAUCAGCUCCACCGCUCCUCUGCACAGCAGCCUGAUAUCAGCUCCACCGCUCCUCUGCACAGCAGCCUGAUAUCCUCUGCACUGCAGCCUAUAUCAGCUGCGCUACUGCUCUUCGCUGCCUGAAGCCCACUGCAAGAUCCUCGGGAACAGGCUGCCACAUCGCAUCAGCGCGUGAAGUCUCUCUUUCUCUCAAAUUGAAGAAGCUCCUAUCCACUGAUUGGAGAUCUCCAACACAACACCAGCACUGGUUGUAGGUACCUUAACAUGGGGAACCUUCUUAAAGUUUUGACAUGCACAGACCUUGAGCAGGGGCCAAAUUUUUUCCUUGAUUUUGAAAAUGCACAGCCUACAGAAGCCGAAAAGGAAAUUUACAAUCAAGUAAAUGUAGUAUUAAAGGAUGCAGAAGGAAUUUUGGAUGAUUUACAGUCAUACCGAGGUGCUGGUCAUGAAAUCAGAGAGGCAAUACAACAUGCUACUGAUGAAAAAUUGCAGGAGAAGGCAUGGGGAGCUGUAGUUCCUCUUGUAGGCAAACUAAAAAAAUUCUAUGAAUUCUCCCAAAGGCUUGAAGCAGCAUUGCGUGGGCUCCUGGGGGCUCUCACAAGCACUCCAUAUUCUCCAACACAGCACCUUGAGCGAGAGCAGGCUCUUGCCAAACAGUUUGCAGAGAUUCUACACUUUACUCUCCGGUUUGAUGAGCUCAAGAUGACUAAUCCCGCUAUACAAAAUGACUUCAGUUAUUACAGAAGAACGUUAAGUCGAAUGAGGAUUAACAAUGUUCCAGCAGAGGGAGAAAAUGAAGUAAAUAAUGAAUUGGCAAACAGAAUGUCCCUAUUUUAUGCAGAAGCCACACCUAUGCUUAAAACCUUAAGUGAUGCCACAACAAAAUUUGUAUCUGAGAACAAGAAUUUACCCAUAGAAAAUACCACUGAUUCUUUAAGUACCAUGGCCAGUGUUUGUCGAGUAAUGCUUGAAACACCAGAGUAUAGGAGCCGGUUUACAAACGAAGAGACUGUAUCAUUCUGCCUGAGAGUUAUGGUUGGCGUAAUCAUACUGUACGACCAUGUGCACCCAGUGGGAGCGUUUGCAAAAACAUCAAAGAUAGAUAUGAAAGGAUGCAUUAAGGUCCUUAAGGAACAACCUCCCAACAGUGUAGAAGGCUUGCUAAAUGCUCUCAGGUACACAACAAAACAUUUGAAUGAUGAGACUACCUCGAAGCAAAUCAAAGCAAUGCUGCAAUAACAACGCCGGUAGCUGUGUAUCUGCUACAGACAGAAGACAGUGUUCUGCAAUGACUGAGAUGCGCAGGAUUCUAGUGAUUGCAAUUACUUCUUUCCCCCCUCGCUAUUUUUAGUUCCUUCUGCUCUCUAUCUUCUUAACCCUUUUUUAAAACUGUGUUCUUACAAUAAGCUCAGUCUUAUUUUUUGUGCCAAAACUGGUGGAAAUCUCACGAUAAAUCCUGGAAGACAGUUAUACGUUUCAGAAUGGCCGUUUCAGUGGCAGCUAUGUAUGCAUUGCAUUUGGUUUUCCCUGUAAGGGAAAAGAUUCUGUGACUUGAACUAAAUAUUUUUAAACUUUAUUAUUUUUAUUUUUUUCAACAAAAAAAAACUAAUUUAAUUUUGCUUUAUCUGCAUGGUGAACUGCCUAUUCCCGCUAUUUAAAAACAAAAAAUGUAAACUUUUUUUUUCUGUUGCAGCUUUUUUUUUUUUUUUUAUUAAUGUGCAGCCGAGAGGAAAAAAAUGAGCAGAAAAGUUUAAAUUAACUGUGUUGUACAAUAAUGGUACCCAGCACAAUGAUUUUUUUGAAUUAUUUAGUAAAGAAAAAAAAAUGUUUUUAGGUUGCAUUUUGACUCAUUUUUGUAAGGAUGUAUGUUGUAUGUUUAAUCUUUGACUAACAUUAAAUAAUGUGAUGUGUGCGUAACAGAAUUACGUAUGCAUGUUUAUGUCAAAUGGAUGGCUGUUUAAAAUAAUAAAAAUCAGCUUUCAUUUU